Macrosiphum euphorbiae (potato aphid) is the source of this 315-nucleotide messenger RNA. NCBI's taxonomy places the organism in Eukaryota, Metazoa, Arthropoda, Insecta, Hemiptera, Aphididae. The record is from the annotation of a GenBank genome assembly.
AUGUCAACGUCUGAAACGACUAACGGGCAAGUGCCUACUACUCCAGUAGCACCGACCGUUGAAGCCCCACCAGAGUCGAGUGUUUCAGAAUCUCAGAAGGUAACUUCCUCCGAGAGUAAUGCUAAAAGGCUGAAAAAUCCCAAGCACAAUGCACCCAUGCGCCAAUAUUUAGACCAAACUGUUGUACCGGCAUUGUUAGUAGGCAUGAAGGAGUUAGUCAAGGAAAGACCUCCUGAUCCAUUGGGUUUUCUAGCUGCAUUUUUAUUGAAGUAUAAAAAGGAACAUGUUGACAAAGAUUCAAUUUCAGAAACAUAA